CGUAAAUAGUCUUGUUAUAUUUUUACGAUUUGCAUUAUAAUACGUUUUAUGUGAUAAACUAAAACAAAGAAUUGAAUUUUUUUUAUCUGUAUUAAAGUUAUUGGAUGCAAUGGAAGGUUUCCCAAUUGUACAAACUCAUUCGGUGAUUGAAGAAAGGAAAAUUAUAUAUGAAUGGAAAAUACAUGAUUUUUUUUGGAUUACGCAAAUUGUCUUUAAGAACAGAGCGAACAGUACAAUCCAAUCACCAGUUUUUUUUUCACCUUAUAAUGAACCUGGUUAUAGUUCAUGGUAUUUAAAAAUAGACCUUGAACAGAUAUGGAGGUUUCAAGAAUCGUUACCAAUAAUUUUAGGAUAUUGUGGAUGUCAUCAAAAAUUAAGAGCCCAAUAUUCAAUAUGUAUUAUUGAUGAUGAAGAGAACAAACGGUUUCAACAAAAAGGAACUAAAAUUUUGAAAAAUUGGGAAGAAUUUAGUAUUUCAGAGUUCGUUGAUGUAACUAAGCUAUGGUUCGAAAGAGAUACAUUAUUACCUGAUGAUACAUUAACAAUAUCCCUUAAAAUUACCGAUUUUAUUGUACGCUCUAACACUAGUCUACCCAUCACUAAAUUUCGAUUCAAAAAACCGAAACAAACUGCCGACAGAUUGGUAGCUUUUUUUCAUAGUAAAGAAGAUAGUGAUGUUGUCCUAGUUGUUGGUGAUGAAAGAAUUCCAGCCCACAAAAUUUUGCUGAUGAGUCAAAGCCCUGUAUUUUCUACAAUGUUUACACAAAAUCUAAAUGAUAACAGAGAAAAUGAAGUAGACAUUCCUGAUAUGGAACCUGAUACAUGCAAGAAACUAUUAGAAUUUAUUUAUACAGACACUGUGACUGAUCUUGAUAAAGUUUCCGAACGUUUAUACGAAGUGGCAGAUAAAUAUCAGUUACCAGCUCUUAAAGAGUUAUGUGAAGAAUCAUUUUGUAAAAGUGUAAGUGUUGAAAAUGCCGUUAAAUAUCUAGUUUUACUUGAUCUUCACAAUGCUGAUGAAGAAGUUCUGAAUUGUGUAGUAGAUUUUAUUGCAAUCAAUUCAAAGAUUAUUACUGGAACUGAAGAAUAUAAAGCAUUACUAAACACUAAUCCAGCAUUAUUGUUGACUGUAUUAACGAAAAUUUGCAGUAUUAAAUGAAAAAAAGAUCAACAUUUUGGUGAUUCAAUACCGCAACAAAAACGGGAAUUUAUUUAAUAUCUUAUUAUCAGUUAUAAUUCGUUAUUUUGACCUUAACUUAAAUUUAAUUUUUCUUUUUUAUAAUCACUCUCAUUUUGAUAAUAUCAUUGACAAUGAUUAUAUCAAUUAUACUAAUACAUUUAUUAACUUCUGCUAGUUCAUGCUUAUAAAAGCGUGUUUUAAAAAAAAAUGAUUAUUUUGUAUUCUUAAUUUUUCAAUAAAUACUCAUACUUAAAAAAUAAAUCAUAACUACGGAUAAAUUUGAAUAAAGAACAAGUUCCUCAAUAGUUUUGCUUAUGAUGGAUGUGAAAGGAAACAAAAACUGGACCCCGUGUUACAUAAAUAUCAAUUGAUUCACAUAUCGCUAGCAUAAAUGAAUUCAAACACAUUAUAAGAAAAACAAUUGCACCUAUAUAGUCUUUUUAACUUUCUGCACGUGCAUAUUUUUAGUUUUCACUUUUUGUAUGAAUUGAUUUGUUAUAAA
Molecule: messenger RNA, 1682 nt
Organism: Microplitis mediator
Lineage: Eukaryota; Metazoa; Arthropoda; Insecta; Hymenoptera; Braconidae
Product: speckle-type POZ protein-like
Exons: 2
Coding region: 110-1159 (349 amino acids)
Biological process (GO): regulation of proteolysis; proteasome-mediated ubiquitin-dependent protein catabolic process
Cellular component (GO): cytoplasm
Molecular function (GO): ubiquitin protein ligase binding
Source: RefSeq, a predicted model, not a curated record